CAGUUCGAAGAGGGGGGAAUUUGUUUUCUCACUGUGUAUCUUUGACUUUGGGCUCUUGGUUCUCAAAGGCCAAAAUACCUGCUUCCUGUCCCAUCUCUGGGCUCCUCUGUCCAGAUCCAACUGACCCCCAGAUCAUAGUCCCUAUCUGCCUUCUUCAGGACCUGUCUCUCUGCCCUUGAUCCUCAACAGGAGAGAUGUGGGUUCGGAGCCUACAUCUCGGUGCCUAUCCUGCCUUCUCCCUCCUCAUCCCGCUGCGCGGCCCCCUCCCUCGCGGAGAAGUACGUCCUGGGGUUCUGGGGCUAUCCUGCCUCUGGCAGGCAGCUCCCCGUCUCCGCUGCUCCCCUUUUUUUUUUCAAGUCCCUGCGGGAGCCAAGGCCAGCGUGGGUGGCUGAAAUCUCCUCGGUAACGGGAUCUGCCUCUCCCUCUCCCGGCCUCCGCCCCUAACCUGCUGCCCCUCAGUCUGGUACCUACUGUCCGGCCCUCAGCCCCUCCUCCUGGCCCCUCCCGCACCCUCCUGCUCCCCCCCUCUGCUGGCUCUCCAUGUCACCAUCUGUGGCACAAUCCUUCUCUGUCACUGUCCCUACCACCCCCUCUUUCUCCUUCCUCCUGCCUCCCUCUGUCCCUGCCUUUCUCUGCAUCUCUCCCUGCUCCUCCGUCGGUCCAUUCUCUUCUCUCCUCUCUCCUCCUCUGUCCCUGCUCCUUGCCAGGCAUCUCUCCUCACUCCCCCUCAUCCUGCCUUUCCACCCACACGCUGUCUCCUCUCCCUCUCCUCUCUCUCCACCUCCGACCCCCCCUCCUUUCCUUAUUUUCUAUUGGCUUCUUAUGUCCCCUGCUCUCUUCCCAUCCCCAUCACCUUGGGAAGUGGCACCUGCCACCCCCCACUGGGUGCUGUCUGAAGACCCCAUUCUGUGUCCUGCAUCCUCCACAGAGUCCUGGAGAUGGGGGAUGACCGACAAGGUGCAGAAUCUUGGAGCCUCCAUACAGCAGAACGUCAGAACCGGACCGAACCAGAUGCACGCUGCUCUCUGGGCCUGCUUGGUGGCACUCGUGAGCGCCCCUUCCUGCUGGGAGUGGAGCAUCUAACAUGCAGCAACCUUGCCAGGCCAGGAGUAAUUGAUUGCUGACCGGCCUCUCAUUGGCUAUGGCCACGGCUGCCUAUUCUUCAUCAGUGCCCACAACCUUGGACCCUGGGAACACAUCCUCAGCCUGGCCCCUGGACGCUACCCUGGGGAACGCAUCUGCCGGUGCAAGUCUGGCAGGCCUGGCUGUCAGCGGCAUCUUGAUCUCUCUGGUGUACCUGGUGGUGUGCGUGGUGGGUCUGCUGGGCAACUCGCUGGUGAUCUAUGUGGUCCUGCGGCACACAGCCAGUCCAUCAGUGACCAGUGUCUAUAUCCUCAACCUGGCCCUGGCUGAUGAGCUCUUCAUGCUGGGGCUGCCCUUCCUGGCUGCUCAGAAUGCACUGUCCUACUGGCCCUUUGGCUCGCUCAUGUGCCGUCUGGUCAUGGCGGUGGAUGGCAUCAACCAGUUCACCAGCAUCUUCUGCCUCACCGUCAUGAGCGUGGACCGCUACCUGGCCGUGGUGCACCCCACACGCUCGGCCCGCUGGCGCACGGCACCCGUGGCCCGCACAGUCAGUGCGGCGGUCUGGGUGGCCUCGGCUGUGGUGGUGUUGCCUGUGGUCGUCUUCUCAGGCGUGCCCCGGGGCAUGAGCACAUGCCACAUGCAAUGGCCAGAGCCAGCGGCUGCUUGGCGAGCAGCCUUCAUCAUCUACACGGCUGCACUGGGCUUCUUUGGGCCCCUGCUGGUCAUCUGCUUGUGUUACCUGCUCAUUGUGGUGAAGGUGCGGUCGACCACACGGCGCGUGCGCGCGCCCUCCUGCCAGUGGGUGCAGGCACCUUCUUGCCAGCGGCGGCGGCGUUCUGAGCGCCGGGUCACGCGCAUGGUGGUGGCUGUGGUGGCGCUCUUCGUCCUCUGCUGGAUGCCCUUCUAUUUGCUCAACAUCAUCAACGUGGUGUGCCCGCUGCCCGAGGAGCCCGCCUUCUUUGGCCUCUACUUCCUGGUGGUGGCACUGCCCUACGCCAACAGCUGUGCCAACCCCAUCCUCUACGGCUUCCUCUCCUACCGCUUCAAGCAGGGCUUCCGCAGGGUCCUGCUGAGACCGUCGCGUCGUGUACGGAGCCAGGAGCCAGGGUCCGGCCCUCCAGAGAAGACUGAGGAGGAGGAGGAUGAAGAGGAAGAGGAGAGAAGAGAGGAGGAGAAGGAGAGGAGGGCUCAGAGAAGGAAGGAGAUGAACGGAAGGGUCAGUCAGAUCGCGCAGCCUGGCACCAGUGGACAGGAGCCCAGCACAGGAUCUGCCAAGGAGCAGCAGCUUCUACCCCAGGAGGUGGCAGCUGGGGACAAGCCUAGCACCCUGAGCCACCUGUAAGGACUUCAAACCAGCAAAACGGCCCAGAGAAAGGCAGAGGCUGUGCCCAGCUUAGGGGCAUGAGUACCAGCUACACGCAGUGGUCUGAGCAAGCAACAGCUUAAGCGACUUCAUUGACACCGCUGUCCUGGCCAUCCUUGGGCCGCCAGUAAGGUUCAGGGUCCAAUGACGGAAUGUUCAGGGGCCUAGGUUCUGCCCUUCUGUGCUGUGUGCCCUUUGGCAGGUCCUCUGCCCUCUCUGGGCCUUGCUUUCUUCUUUCGACUCAGGGAUGGGGAUAAUGAGGCCCCGAUGGGCCCUGUCAUAAGAAGGGUCUGGAGGGUGUCGUUACUGGGGGGACUCUCCCAAGCCAAGUUAAGGUGAUGUGGGCAGGCUGACCAAGAAACAAGGUAUCUUGGGUGUCGGUCUGUAUCUUGGCCCUCAGGGAGAUACAGCAGGGCUUGGAGAAUCAGGGACGCAGGUGAGCCGGGGGGCUUGGUUGAAGCCCAAAGGAAGUGUAAGAUGGUAGGAUGGGAUGCCACUGCUUAGGACCCAGCUCAGCCCUUCCCAUGCUGCUGUGUGGCCUCGGCCACUCUGUUCCUGCCUAGGCUUCCUACCUCUCCUGCUGGACAGCCCAGUGUCCUACAGGCCCUCAUCCCGGUGUCUCAGCACUGGGCCUCCUGUGCUCCUGGACAUGAGGGGGGGAGGGUUUCAGACGGCUGACGAAGCCAAGCUUCAGGGGCUCUCACUCUUUGGACCCCUCUGGGGCCUGCAUCUGAUGUAUGCUUCUAAUUUUGUAUUCCCUUUCUCGGGGAGGGACCACACGGCGCACAGGCUCAGGCCACCCACAGCCUGACUCACCCUAUUUAGGUCAGGUACCUUGUCCCCAGGGCAGAGACUGUGGCAGCCUGAGGGGACGAGAGAUAGGAGGAGGGUGGCCAAGAUGAAGGAGAGGGAGCAGAGGCAGUAAGAAGGGGAGGGGAGAGGAGAGAACAGAACUGUGCUGUGGUCGUGAACCAACCUUCGCCCCUUGGGCUAAGCUCAGUCGCAGCAUUGAUGGUCAUCAGGAAGGGUCUGUCUGGGGCGCUGAGGAAAGGGGGCCACAAUGGAGACCCUGGGAGUGGGCCUGGCUUCUCAGGGCUCUAGGGAAGGGUGGUAAGCCCUUGGUGGGGGUCAGAGCUCCCCAUCCUCUGUGUUCCCAGGGCCCCAGACAAUGUAAAGAGGCUAACGGGCUGUCCUGACCCAGGCUGAGCCAGGACUCUACCCUCCCCCUCCCAGAGAUGGCCCUUUUGGUCCCAACAAAGCUGGCCUCGGAGAGGUUGGAGCUCCUGCCUAGACCCCAACCCUACUUUGCAAAGGUAGGGUCCUCAGGGAACCCACAAAUCCAGAAGCUGAGAAACCUGCAUCUUCUACUCACCUCAAGCCGCUUGGCCAGGCCCUCCCCCCCUGGGUCUCAGUAUCCUCCUCACCAUGGUGUGGAUGUGGUUCCCUAGCUUGCCAGUCUGCUGGAAUCCAGGAGGAAACUGAGUCACGCUGGGUAAGCCACUGCUCACCACGAUGGGGCUACUUACGGGAUACAAAGUGGAGGUACCCCCAACUCAGGCUCAGCCCACAUCCUGCCCCUUUAGUGAGUGGUCUCUGUGGCAGCUACUGGUGUGAAGGUAUUUGUGAGAAACGGGGUGCAGGAGGCCGAGGAUCAGAGAGCAUGCAGGCCACCCUGGGAGGAGGAAGUUUGCAAACUCAGGCCUGUGUGGAGCGUGAGGCCGAGCCCUGAGGUUCCUCUGAGGAGGGGCUUGGGCAGAAGUGAGCAGUCCAACCUUCCUGGAGGGGGCAGGGGAGCUGUGCCUUGCAAAAGGAGUUGGGUGGCCAACUGGGAAAUCUUUGCUGCUUCUGACCCUAGCUCCUGUCAAUAAAGAUAGUGACUGGGCCAUUUCCUCUCUAUGUCCUGAUGGG
Messenger RNA from Peromyscus leucopus (white-footed mouse), 4354 nucleotides. RefSeq names its product somatostatin receptor 3 (gene Sstr3). Gene Ontology annotation, biological process: neuropeptide signaling pathway. The record is from RefSeq and is a predicted model, not a curated record. The transcript is spliced from 3 exons. NCBI's taxonomy places the organism in Eukaryota, Metazoa, Chordata, Mammalia, Rodentia, Cricetidae. Bases 1142 to 2425 code for a protein of 427 amino acids. Gene Ontology annotation, molecular function: somatostatin receptor activity; neuropeptide binding. Gene Ontology annotation, cellular component: neuron projection; membrane.